AUGAACAGCGAUGAGAGUAAUAGUGAGCGCGAGCGCGAGUUUGAGAUCAACUGCAAGGCUCGCGCAAGAAUGGGAGCUGCUAUCGAAGCAUGGCUUUCUGGUGUCAGACCGGCUACUCCCCCGCCGGAGGACCCGCUGCCACGAGGCCGUCAGAAAUUGCCUGGUGAUAUUUUCUUCAUCGUCGCCACCUACCUGAAACGGCCUAGAGAUAUCUACCACUUGCUGUUGUGCUCUCGAGAGAUGUACUUGUGCUUGAGGACGCAGCUGCUCAAGACUGACGUCGGCUUCGACAAAACAUCUAUCGGAAAGCACACUCAGAGGGGCUGUACAUCGGCCUUGGUGUGGUCGAUUGAGCGAGGCGUGACCGAGAACAUCAUACCGCUCAUCAAGAAGGCUUGGAUGACCAGAAACAAAGACUACCUUAACGGAAUGUCCUACCGAAGCAAACGGAUCAAAUCGAUCUCCCCUCUGCACGCUGCUGUCUUGAAGGGUGACCUCAAGACCGUCAAACUCCUAGUGAGAUCUGGCUGUGAUCUGAACAUCAUGUACAUCGGCCCUCCUGCUCUCUUCCUCACCUGCAGUCAUGGUGCGCACUACGACUGUAGAAGACCCAACAACCAGUGCAAGAGUGCCGUGACCAUGGCUAUCGAAGGCAAUCAUAUGCGAAUCACCUCAUUCCUUCUUCGACAACGCGGCAUCAGACUCGACCACGGCGUCACCGCACUGCAUGCCGCAGUCUUGGCUCAGCAACCCCGUGUCGUGCAGCGACUGUUGGAUAUGGGACAGAACCCGAAUCGCUACACGGCAAAUCAGCACCUCCAGAACUUCACGGCGCUUCAACUUGCUGUGAGCGUUGGCGAUGACAAUUCCGAGAUCAUCGAGAUGUUGUGCGAGGCAGGCGCAAACAUGGAGGUCAUUGAUCAGAGACAUCGAACACCGCUUCGCUGGGCAAUCGUCAGAAACCGCCGAAAGCAUGCAGCUACGUUGGUGGCUUGCGGAGCUGCGACGGACGAUUUCACUCUCUGGAGUAAAGACAAAGAGCUGCUGAAGCAGUGGAUCGGAACCCUUCCAACUUGA
This is a messenger RNA of Phaeoacremonium minimum UCRPA7, 1077 nucleotides long. Its product is annotated as putative ankyrin repeat protein. The record is from RefSeq and is a predicted model, not a curated record. Bases 1 to 1077 code for a protein of 358 amino acids. The transcript is spliced from 2 exons. Gene Ontology annotation, molecular function: protein binding. NCBI's taxonomy places the organism in Eukaryota, Fungi, Ascomycota, Sordariomycetes, Togniniales, Togniniaceae.